GUUCUAAAUACUACAAUUUUACUAUCAGAUGCCUAUGAUUUCUUCUUCAACACUCCCUUCACUAAAGAAUUGAUAGGAGUAGAGAUGAGACUAAUAAGAAUCUGCAAAAGCCUUGUCUCACUCUCUCUAGAAAACCCUCUGCCGCAUCUCCACGAAACCCCAACUCUCUCCUGCUUAAUCUCUGUGUUAUAUUUCUCCUCCUCUAAACCCAAGAAAUCAACAUCCACUGUAACAGUCCUGGACUACUUGAUCAAUCAGCACCAAUUCUCGCCUGAAGCUGCUCUGAAAGCUUCAUCAUCCUUUACUUACCUGAGAAAUCCAGAAAAGGCGGAUUCCGUUCUUUCGUUCUUCAAGGAGAGCGGUUUCUCCCAGACCCAUAUCGAGCAAGUGGUUAAGAGAAUGCCCAAGGUUCUCUCUGCCAAACUUGCCGUUACCAUCAAACCCAUUAUCAAAAUUUUCCAGGACUCGGGCUUUGCACGCGACGACAUUGCGGAGAUUGUAUGCGGUGACCCGUGGAUUCUUACUCGCAGUGCCGGUAAUCAGAUUGGACCCUCAAUUUUGGUGUUGAAGAGUAUUCUGGAUUCCAAUGAAGACAUCGUUAGGGUCUUAAAGUCUUCAGGGUGGUUUUUGAAUCAUGAUUUGAAUAAGACUAUGAUGCCCAAUAUUGAAUUUCUGAAGCGUUGUGAAAUUAGUUCUUCGCAGAUCGUUACAUAUUUGUUUAAUUUCCCGAGGCUUUUUCUGCUGAAGCCGGAGAGCAUUCAGGCUUUCGUUAAAAAGGUUGAUGGAAUGGGGUUUGAUAGAAAGUCUAAGAUGUUUCUUUGUGCCAUUCGGACAGUCAGUUCAAUGUCAGAAGAGAAUUGGGAGCUCAAGUUGGAACUUUUCCGAAGUUUGGGGUUUUCGGAAAAAGAUAUUCUUGAUGUGUUUAGGAGGAAGCCUCAGGUUUUUGCUAUAUCCGAGAGGAAAAUUAAGGAGGUAACUGGGCUCCUGUUUAGCGCUCCGAAGGUAGAUAUCUCGUAUUUUGUUGACCAUCCAGAAUUGCUUAUUAGCAGCGUUGAACGCAGGUUAAAACCCCGUCUACGAGUUUUGGAGAUUCUGGAAAAGAAAAAUGUGCUUAAUAGGAAACCUUGUUUAACUACUGUCUGCCGAAUGCCCGAGCAGAAGUUCUUAAACAAAUUUGUACUUCCUUAUUCAAAAGAACUCGCAGAGGUAAAUGAGGCUUGUGGGGGUUCAUAUACAAUUGGAUGCGUACAAUGAUAAGCAUCUUCAGGAGGGCGCUAUUCAAAUCAAUGAUGCAAAAUUUUCUUAUUUAUAUGAUGCCAUAUGUAAGGUGCGGAAGAUUCAUUAUUCAUGCGACCCCUCUAGCGAGCAUUGAACUGAAGCACAGGGUGUAUACACAUUUAGAAAAUUCAAUUAUCAUUUGCUGUAUGAAUAGAUGCUGGUGAGCAGUUUUGAGAGGUUGUGGCUUUAUUAUGAGCAAACACACAACUCAAGAAUUAAGAAAAUACACUAGUCUUGAAGUU
Molecule: messenger RNA, 1520 nt
Organism: Juglans microcarpa x Juglans regia
Lineage: Eukaryota; Viridiplantae; Streptophyta; Magnoliopsida; Fagales; Juglandaceae
Exons: 2
Coding region: 85-1254 (389 amino acids)
Biological process (GO): regulation of DNA-templated transcription; chloroplast organization
Cellular component (GO): chloroplast
Molecular function (GO): double-stranded DNA binding
Source: RefSeq, a predicted model, not a curated record